Guyanagaster necrorhizus is the source of this 2411-nucleotide messenger RNA. RefSeq names its product OPT oligopeptide transporter. Gene Ontology annotation, cellular component: fungal-type vacuole membrane. The transcript is spliced from 13 exons. Gene Ontology annotation, molecular function: oligopeptide transmembrane transporter activity; 2 iron, 2 sulfur cluster binding. The record is from RefSeq and is a predicted model, not a curated record. The coding region runs from base 110 to 2107 and encodes 665 amino acids. Lineage: Eukaryota; Fungi; Basidiomycota; Agaricomycetes; Agaricales; Physalacriaceae.
CACACGCAACACUCGUCCUUCGGAUGACGCGAUUGCUGACUGACUGCACGGCCGAUGCGAUAACGCCUUCCCUUUCCUUCUUCCAUCAGUCCGCCCAAGUUCCAGCGCCAUGAACGUCUCUCGCUGGCUUAAGAAGCACUGGGAACCGCUCACAAGUCUACAAUCUUCGGCCUCGAGAGAAUUUACUCCUACCGCUGUUAUUUUGGGUCUCCUGAUAGGAUGCUUGCUGUGCUUUACGAAUCUUUACUUUGGGCUGCAGACCGGCUUCAUUAGCAUGAUGUCUCUACAAUCUGCCUUGAUUGGCUUCCUCAUAUCAAGAAUGCUGCCUGACCCUCUCAGCGCCCAAGAAAUAAUUGUUGUUCAAACUACUGCCGUAGCAACAGGAACAAUGCCUCUGGCUGCAGGUUUUGUUGGCAUCCUUCCUGCCUUGGGACUUCUAGACGAGGGGCGAGAUGGAUCUCCCCCCAUCCAUCUGACUUGGAUAGCUGCCGCAGGCUGGUCUUUUGCUGUUGCAUUUUUUGGAGUGUUCAUGUCCCCUCCAAUCCGAAAGCAAGUGAUUAUUGAAGAGCAGUUAGCGUUUCCGUCGGGCACCGCUACUGCCCAUCUCAUAUCUGUGCUACACAAGUUGCCCCCGCCGGAAACGGGGUUGCACCGACGAACUGGCUAUGAACGUAUCGAUGAUGAAGAAGUACCCGAUCCUUCUAGUCCCGCCAUAGACCGGGAGGAGGGUGCGCUAGUUGCGCAUGAGCAAGAAGUCGUUCAAGGUACCGGUUGGCAAACGUUGUUGUGGAGUUUCGCUCUGUCGGGGAUUAUGACACUCAUAGCGUACUUCUUCCCAGUUAUCUUUUCUAUUCCGCUUUUUGGAAACCAUCUUGCUAAAGAGUGGUUAUGGACUUUUACUCCCAGUUUGUCGUAUGUCGGUCAAGGGAUUAUAAUGGGUUAUCCCAUUACCUUGUCGAUGAAUCUGGGCAUGGUUGUUGGUUGGGGGAUUCUGUCGCCUCUUUCGAAGCAUCUAGGUUGGGCUCCUGGACCAGUCGGUAGCAUGACGGACGGUGCUCGGGGAUGGAUUCUUUGGGUAUCCUUAGCGAUAAUGUGUGCUGACAGUCUUGUGUCCUUGGUUCCCGUCAUAUUUGGUUAUGCCAAGGAGAUGAUUGGGACAAAUCUCGGAGCUGGCUCUUAUUCAGAUUCUAAAGAAGAUAAUGAAGUCGAGACAGCCGAUAGGCUCGUACCCCUGAGUUGGGUUAUUAUAGGAUGGAGUAUCAGCAUUAUUCUCGGGACGUUCUUGGUCUGGAUUGUGUUUGGUCAUGAAGGAAUCAAACCUUGGGCUACCUUCUUGGGUUUUGUUCUCGGGGGCAUGCUCAGCGUACUAGCAGUACGCGCUCUCGGAGAAACAGAUAUCAAUCCUGUUUCCGGUCUAGGGAAGAUUUCGCAGCUCUUCUUUGCUUGGAUACAACCCGGAAACAUCGUAGCAAAUAUCAUAGCUGGGGGAGUAGCAGAGGCAGGGGCGCAACAGGCUGGUGAUCUCAUGCAAGAUCUGAAGACAGGGCAUCUGUGUCACGCAUCUCCAAGGGCCCAAUUCUACGGUCAAUUAAUUGGAUCAGCAUUUUCUAUCUUGGUUACAACAACUGCUUAUACCCUAUAUAAUCGGGCAUAUGAUAUCCCAGGACCCUCGUUUCCUGCACCUACGGCGUAUGUUUGGUUAAGCCUGGCGCGACUUUUGCGUGACGGAAAACUUCCGGAACAAAGUAGCGUGUUCAUGUUUGCUUUUGCCAUCAUAUUCGGGGCUGUAGCAGCAUUUAAGACUUAUGCUGCUCGGAGGUAUCUUUGGUACAGCAAAUGGAUACCAUCCGGUGUGGCGUUUGCUAUUGGUUUCUUGAAUACGCCGUCUUUUUCGAUAGCACGUCUGAUUGGCGGUGUUCUCGAGCAUGUGUAUCGCACUCGAUUCACUAAGGACAAAUCAGACAUUCGCCUGAUUGUUAUUGCGAGCGGUUUUGUACUGGGCGAGGGCGUUACGAGCAUUGUAUCUUUGAUACUUCGGACAUUCGGUGUCGGCGUUGCUUCAUGCUGGGGCUGCGGCCACGGUCUGUGUGGGGGAUGUCCUGUAUGAUAUACAUCACUUGUAAAAUAUAGAAAUAGUAGAGCCGGCGAUCGGAACACGUCGGUGCCACGACAUCCAUACUGAACCAUAAGUAGUAGACAGUGGCACUUCCUAAAUUCAUGCCAUCAUGUCUCGACAACAAUUAGCGAAAAUCCCCUCUUUGACAUUUUACAAGGAUGAACUGACGAACUCGCGUCGGACUGCCCCGAUAUCGCAGCUGACUUGUGUAGGGAAACCGUGUAAAUUAUACACGCCCGACGUUGUGCGCUGCACCAAUCUAGGAGGCACGGGUACAGAUGUCGACUGGAAGUGC